AUGAAGUUCAUUUGUUUGACGCUGCUGAUUAUUAGUGGAAUUACAGACUCAAGAUCAGAGCAGUAUAAGGUAGUGGGUCCUGCAGAUUCUGUAUUUGCUGUAGCUGGUGAAGAUGUGAUUCUGCCCUGUUCAGUCAAACCCAGCAUCAGUGUUGUGGACAUGAGAGUGGAGUGGCAUAGACUAGAUCAGAAAUACUUACUAGUGCAUCUCUUUGAUGAUCAUGAAGACAGAAACACAGAGCAGAUUCAGUCCUACAGAGGGAGAACAAAACUGAAUCAUCAAGAACUACAGAGAGGAAACGCAUCACUCAAACUCUCAUCAGUCCGAGUCUCUGAUGAAGGACUUUAUAAAUGUUUCAUUCAGUCCAAAUCCUGGAACGAUGACACCACUGUUAAUGUUAAAGUUGAAGCUGUAGGACGUCCUCCAGUGAUCACUGUAGAUGGGUUUGAUCAUUCAGGAGGGCUUCAUCUACAGUGUGAAUCUGAAGGCUGGUAUCCUGAACCUGAUCUUGAGUGGCUGGACAGUGCAGGAGUCAGUUUGAGUUCAGAAACUACAGAGACACACAGAAACACAGAGGGAUUCAAUGUGAAACAUACUAUCACUGUACAUCACAGUGACAAGAUUCACUGCAGAGUCAAACUGAGACAUCACAUGCUGGAGGCACUGAUUAUCAGCUCAAGUAAUAUGUUUAAUUCUUGGAGGACAUCAGUCAUCGUGAUUGUUGUGCUCAGUGUGAUUGCUGGAAUACUGAUAGCUGUGUUUGCUCAUAAAAACAGAGUCAAACCCAGCAUCAGUGUUGUGGACAUGAGAGUGGAGUGGCAUAGACUAGAUCAGAAAUACUUACUAGUGCAUCUCUUUGAUGAUCAUGAAGACAGAAACACAGAGCAGAUUCAGUCCUACAGAGGGAGAACAAAACUGAAUCAUCAAGAACUACAGAGAGGAAACGCAUCACUCAAACUCUCAUCAGUCCGAGUCUCUGAUGAAGGACUUUAUAAAUGUUUCAUUCAGUCCAAAUCCUGGAACGAUGACACCACUGUUAAUGUUAAAGUUGAAGCUGUAGGACGUCCUCCAGUGAUCACUGUAGAUGGGUUUGAUCAUUCAGGAGGGCUUCAUCUACAGUGUGAAUCUGAAGGCUGGUAUCCUGAACCUGAUCUUGAGUGGCUGGACAGUGCAGGAGUCAGUUUGAGUUCAGAAACUACAGAGAAACACAGAAACACAGAGGGAUUCAAUGUGAAACAUACUAUCACUUUACAUCACAGUGACAAGAUUCACUGCAGAGUCAAACUGAGACAUCACAUGCUGGAGGCACUGAUUAUCACCACAAGUAAUAUGUUUAUUUCUUGGAGGACACCAAUCAUCCUGAUUUCAGUUUUUAUUGUGCUCAGUAUGAUUGCUGGAAUACUGAUAGCUGUGUUUGUUCAUAAAAACAAAGUGAAUGUGAUUCUGGAUGCUGAUAUGGCUCAUUCACAUCUCAUCGUGUCUGAUGAUGGGAAACAAGUGAGAAAUGGAAACAGAAAACAGAAAGGAGUGGAUGAACAAAAAGACAGAUUUGAUCAAUAUCUUGGUGUUCUUGGGAAGGAUGGAUUCUCCUCAGGGUGUUUUUACUUUGAGGUGCAGGUGAAGGGACAGACUGAGUGGUAUUUAGGAGUGACCAGAGCAUCUGUUAGCAGGACGGGGUCGAUAUGUCUGAGUCCUGAGAAUGGAUACUGGUCUGUGUGUCUGAAAAAUGGGAAAUAUUGGGCUUAUGAGUCUUACCAUGUCUCUCUUUCUCUGAGUGUGAAACCUCAGAGGGUCGGUGUGUUUGUGGAUUAUGAAAAGGGUCUUAUCACUUUUUAUGAUGUGGAGUCCAUGUCUCUUAUGUAUUCUUACACUAAUCAGUCUUUUGAUGAGAAACUCUAUCCAUUUGAUAGUUUGGGGUAUCUGAAGAAUGAAAACUUCACACCACUGAUUAUCUGUGAUGAUUAUUAA
Molecule: messenger RNA, 1968 nt
Organism: Sinocyclocheilus rhinocerous
Lineage: Eukaryota; Metazoa; Chordata; Actinopteri; Cypriniformes; Cyprinidae
Product: butyrophilin-like protein 3
Exons: 8
Coding region: 1-1968 (655 amino acids)
Biological process (GO): T cell receptor signaling pathway; regulation of cytokine production
Cellular component (GO): external side of plasma membrane
Molecular function (GO): signaling receptor binding
Source: RefSeq, a predicted model, not a curated record